Messenger RNA from Pseudopodoces humilis (Tibetan ground-tit), 1825 nucleotides. RefSeq names its product zinc-binding protein A33-like. The record is from RefSeq and is a predicted model, not a curated record. Gene Ontology annotation, molecular function: metal ion binding; protein binding. NCBI's taxonomy places the organism in Eukaryota, Metazoa, Chordata, Aves, Passeriformes, Paridae.
GAUCGGAUCAGGGAUGGCCGGCAGCAGCCAGGACCGGAGCCUGCGGGAGGAGCUGACCUGUGCCAUCUGCUGCGAGCUGUUCAGCGAGCCCGUCAUGCUGGACUGCAUGCACCACUUCUGCAAGGGCUGCAUCCAGGAAUACUGGGACAGCUGUGCCCACGUCCCCUCGUGCCCGCAGUGCCGCCGCAAGUUCCCCAGCCGCGCUUUCCGCUCGCAUUACCUGCUCGCGGGGCUGGUGGAGAAGGUGCGGCGCUGCGGCUCCGAGGAGCAUCAGCAGAAGAUGCAGAAGCACCUGGAAGAUGCUUUGCAAGCUCGUCAGAAGGAGAUGGAGAACUUGGUGCAGAGGAAGCGUGUGGUGCAGGAGGACAUCUGCAGCCUGACGAAAGUGUCUGGGGAGCUGAACUUCAAGAUUCAGUCUGAGUUUGCUCGCCUUCAUCAGAUCUUGGAGGAAGAGGAGAGAGCUGUGCUGGCAGAGCUGGGUGAGAAGGAGGAGCGGUCACUGGCCCAGCUGCACAGGCACGUUGGCCAGCUGGAAGAGGGGAUGGAAGUGCUGCAGAGGGGCAUUGAGCACAUCAAGCUGACCCUGAGCAAGAUGGAAGAUGUGUCACUGCUGGAGGUGGAGAGCCUGGAUAUCAGGCCCUUGGUGCAUGUUGAGAUGCAGCCUGCCCUGGACCUGCAGCACUACAGGGACAGCCACAGUGGUCCCUUGCAGUACAUCUUCUGGAGGCAGAUGCUGCGCUCCAUCUGCCCUGCUCCUGCCCCACUCACCUUUGACCCUGAGUCAGCCCACCCCAACCUGGUCUUCUCCAGAGAUCUGACAGCAGUGACAGAGAGGAAUCAGGCCCAGCCUGUCCCCGUCAGCCCUCGGCGCUUCCGUCAGUGCGUCAACGUGCUGGGCUCGCAGGCCUUCGACAGCGGCCGGCACUACUGGGAGGUCUGGGUGGGCAGCAAAACCAAGUGGGACCUGGGGGUGGCUGCUGAGACUGUGGACCGGGCAGCCAAGGUCAAGCUGUGCCCAGAGAACGGCUACUGGACACUUCGCCUGCGGAACAGGACAGAGUACUGGGCCACUGCCACCCCCUGGGUGCGCCUGACUCCCCGCCAACCACCACAGAAAGUGGGCGUCUUCCUGGACUGCCAGGAGGGCACUGUCACCUUCUUUGAUGCUGGGAACAUGUCCCACCUCUUCACCUUCCACCAGGUCUCUGCAGAGAGAUACUGCCCCUUCUUCAGCACCUGCUUCAGUGACGGGAGGGACAACGUGGAGCCCAUGCGCCUCUGUCACCUGGCCCUGUGAGGGACGAGGGUGCCCUGGGGACACCAGCCUGGCUCCUGCCCGGGGCUGCACUGAAGGCCAGCUCUGCACACACAAGCCAUCGUGACGGGUGUUGGAGGAGCUGUUUUGGUUUCAGUUUUGGGAGGGAGGAGGGGAUGAGUUUCUUCCCAGGUCCCGUCUGCCCUCCCAUCCCUGUGCCAUGGUUGUGGUUGCCACAAGGCAUUCACAGAGGUUCCUGGCACCCCUAGAAGCACAACCUCCCAUUCCUGAGCACGGCACAGUUCAGUAACAGCAGCCACGGGGCUGCGGGGGCGGUGGCUCUGGGUUGCUGGCACCUCCUGCCUCUCUGUGCUCCCCUGGAGGACGGCAGCGGUCCCGGGGCACCAUUGGGUGCCUCUCCACUCCACAUCCCAACCGCGGGCAUCCUCUGCUGGAAGAGCUUCCCGGGGCAGGGCUGCGGGCCGGCAGCAGAGGGAGCCCGGUGCGCAGCCCAGGGACUGCAGCGCAGCUCCUUCACUUCGCUCUCUAUUAAAGCUCGUUAGAAAGCCA